Messenger RNA from Cheilinus undulatus (humphead wrasse), 1569 nucleotides. Its product is annotated as Ig-like V-type domain-containing protein FAM187A. The record is from RefSeq and is a predicted model, not a curated record. The coding region runs from base 1 to 1281 and encodes 426 amino acids. NCBI's taxonomy places the organism in Eukaryota, Metazoa, Chordata, Actinopteri, Labriformes, Labridae. The transcript is spliced from 5 exons.
AUGCCCCCUCUCCUCCUCCUCGUCUUCCUCCUCCUGCGUGCUGAGGUUUGGGGCUUCGAGGCUCCAGAGGAUAAACAGGAUGUGUUUGCUAGAAAAGCCUGUCCAGCCUUCCUGACCUUAGUGAACGCUGCCUACCUGUCUGGAGUCACGGUGGAGCUGCCCUGUCACUGCAAACCUGCUCAGGUCCAAUCAGUGGUCUGGUUCUUCAGGAAACAUCUCGGCGGCUCAGAGGAGGCCACCGUCCUGACCGAUCACCAUGGCAACAAGCUGCUGGACCCAAGUGGAGUCCCUCACAGCGGCGACCUGCAGAGUCGAUUUUCUAUCCGCCUCUUCAGCCUGCUGAUCUUCAGGGCAGGAAAACACGACUCGGGCGUCUACAUCUGUGGCUCCGCCCACAAAGACAUCUUCUAUGGCUACGACCUGGACAUCCAGGAGGCAGGGACUAUCAGCUUCACCGCCAGGCUAUCUCCAAAAAACCUCGACGAGAGAGCGAAAGGGAGGGGAACGCGUGGCUCUGCACAGCCUCUGUACAGAACCUUCUCCAGCUUCAGACCCUGGUCUGUCUGCGAUCGCUGUGGACUACAGGGAGAACAGGUCCGUGUGGGGCUGUGCUACGUCCAGUCAAAGUUCCUGCAUGUUCGCUACAGACGAGCCAAUCAGACCGUGGCGUCGUGUGGCUCAGGCGCCGUGCCCCAGGCUUUUGGAAAGGUGAAAAACAAAAGAGAUGGGGCUAGGCUGGAGGUCAGAAGUUGUCAGGUGACCUGUCCAAAUCCAGCUUCUCCCCCUUCAAAGAUCCAGUCUCUGAUGGCCUUCCUUGGUUUUGGAUCCCCUCCAGCAGAGAUACAGCUCUACUACCUGAACCAUCCUGCAGACCGGGUCCUGAUCCUGGGCUGUCCUGGGGCGAGGCCUACUAUGGCUGUGGCCUGGGACCGAGACUCUGAACCCAUCUACAGGUUCAAACCUUCACCUGGAGGUAACGGCAGCACGGACCCCCGGAUAACGAUCGACACCGGACACCACCUGCUGUUUACACCUGCAAAAACCCAAGACUCAGGGGUCUACCACUGCUGGCUGCAGGGGCGUCGCUCUGCUGAGAUCCAUCUCCUAGUCUACGUACAUUUGGGGCGGAGACAGUCGGUGACAUCACAUCCUGACUUCCCCGCAGCCCUGAGGACGGUGUUAGGAUCAUACGCCGCCAUGACUGCUGCGUUUGGAUCCCUGCUGGUCUGCAGAGCUGCAGUCAGACUCCUCAGAGACCAAGCAGGAGCUCAUUACGAUUAAAGCUGGAGAGAAACAUGAAGGCCAGGGACUUUCCUGGGUCUUAUCAGUGCUGGUACAGUUUAUAAAUGCAGGGUUUAGAGCAGGCUAUCUCUGAGAACAUUCAUCUUCUGAUGCACAUCCUUCAGUGGCGUGCUCCUCAGACGUCCCUGAUGCUUCUGAAUCAUUUAUCUCAGGCCUCGGUGUUAUCUGCCUUUCCUGCAGGUGUGUAAUGAGCUUCUUCCCCUGAUUUGUGUGAGCUCUGCUGCUGUUUGGUCCCUUGUGUUUGUUCCUCAGUAAAGACCUGAGAAU